Gekko japonicus is the source of this 6721-nucleotide messenger RNA. It is a transcript of the gene TASOR2, whose product is annotated as family with sequence similarity 208 member B. Bases 235 to 5886 code for a protein of 1883 amino acids. Gene Ontology annotation, biological process: negative regulation of gene expression, epigenetic. Gene Ontology annotation, cellular component: nucleoplasm. The record is from RefSeq and is a predicted model, not a curated record. The transcript is spliced from 10 exons. NCBI's taxonomy places the organism in Eukaryota, Metazoa, Chordata, Lepidosauria, Squamata, Gekkonidae.
CCUGGCGCUGAACAAAAGAAGCCAAGGCUCUUGAGCGGCAGCAAGAGUGCGGAGGUGGAGAAGACAGAAAACAACAAGAGUCGGACAGUGAAGAAGAAAUACAUCCACGGCGAUACAGACGUAGUCGAGUUGGAAAUCCACGGUGACGAGAACGCUCCUUCUCGAGAACGGUCUCCUUCUUGGGACACUUGUCUGCCCCUGAGAAUAGACAACUGCGAUUCCCAUGCCUUGAACAUGCUGGCCGAUCUGGCCCUCAGCUCCCGUGACUCUCUGCUCCUCCCUAACGCCGACAGAUCCGGGUUGUCUCACAGCCCAUCGCGAGAGCGGCGGCACCUGCAGAGAGAGAAGCUUUUGCAAAAGGCUUCUGAUCACGAGUAUCACAGGAUCAACGCAAAAUUGAAAGGCACUUCCCUUCCCGGCAGGAGUCCUCAGUGGUCCCAUUCAUCCCCCGCACAACCCGAUCCAAGCCUGGAUCCCCCUUCUAGCCCUCGAGAGAGGGGCCAUGUAAGUUCUGGCAAGAAAAAGAGUGCAAGACCCCAUCCACCCAAGCCCCUUGCAGCACUUCCAACAGAAAUUGGAGAUGUUUUGGACCCGAGUGUGCCCUUUUUGAUCUCCACUGAGCACUCCUAUGCCUCUCCGGCCCUGGAGCCUGUGCAAAAGCAGCUCCCUUGGAGAGGGUCACCGAGUCCCCCCAGCUCCAAGAAUGGGGUGAAAAGUGCGAAGUCGGGACCCCUCGUCGGGAAAGUCCUGCCUUUCCGGCACCAGCAGAACAUUUGUCACCCACACAAGCAAUUUCGGAGCUACUUACCGUUCUCGCGCUCUGCUGUCAUGGCUGCCAGGCCAAAGGACGACUUCGGCAAGUCUCGCAAAGUGACCUUUUGCGACCAGUCAGUUCGAGUGACUUGCCAGUGGGAGGCCGAAUACCUCUUCAGCGUAGAUAGCAAAUACACGAACAAUUCGUUAGAGAAAACGAUUGUUCGGGCUGUACACGGGCCCUGGGACCUGAGCCUGUCUGAUGAUGUGGAAGAAAUGAAACUGAUCCUCCACAUGUGGGUGGCCUUGUUUUAUAGCAAGCCCUUCAGAUCCCCGACAGUCAGGAAGGUGGUUGAACACAGCAACCCUGCCAAAUACGUAUCGCUGAACAGUGUUGUGGAUCCUUUGGAGCUCAUUGAUGACAGCGAGGGUUUCUGCGACUCGGAUAAGCAUUCGGUGGACUUGUUCUCUGAGGAAUACCAGACGCCCGAUAAAGUCGAAGGAAGAGCCUGUUCCCCCGUGGAGAAACCACUGUCUUGUAAUGAACUAUCCUCUACAAACUGCAUAGAGAACGAGGCUCCCCUUGCCGACCCUGUGGAGACCGGCGACCUGCCUUUGAAAGAUGGGCCAGUCAGCUACUUUGACAGCGACUUGGAGAAUUUGCCUCAGGCCUUUGACAAGGUACCCGGGAAGGAAGCCGAAGAGGAGUUCUUUCUGGAACCGGUUAUCUCUCCUCUCAGCCAGAGCGGCGGCUCUUUAAAUGGCCACGGCAGAAGUUGCUCGAGACCUGACGUGGAGGCAGAAGUAGAAACAGUCAACUUGGUGGAAGUUUCCCAAAGCAACUCUGCUUCUGUGCUUCCUGAACUGCCAGAGACCCCAAAAGAUAGACAGGGGGUAACAAGUACCGGGAGUGCCAUUUCCACAGAGAAGCCGGAAAUAAACAACACCUCAUCUUCCACGAAGGAGGACGGCUGCCAAAUCAGCAGUAUCAAGUCGCUGCAUUCUUCCGGAGCGACGUGGUUAGAGGCAAAUGCAGAGUAUGGGAAAGACAAACGUCCGUAUAGAGGAAAAGGGAGUUCGCAGGAUCUCCCGGUAGAUGAAGACGAGGAGGACGUUGAUGGUGAGAACACGGAGCUGGAAUCAAUUGACCUUGCUCUUUCGGAUAGCAAUGAUGCUGAUGUGGAGCCACGAGAUGUGGAUUUGGAUCAGGAUAGCGAGGAACUUGCCCAGGAGGGUUGUGUGGCUGAAGAGACCUGCAUGUGUGAUGCGGUGUCCUCUGGUGAUAGCUUGACAACUUUAAGCCCAUCACCAACUGCAAGUUUUGUACAGCAGUCUGCUUCCGAAACAGUAACCGAAUCACCAGGGGACCAAGACAACCCUGCAGGAUUAGACUCUAAAUCUGCAUUUCUAAACCAAAUGGAUUCUGUUGAGGGUCUCUGUAUUUCGCAGGACAGUAAAAGAGACGUCCUGGCUGAUUUUCAUCCAUCGCAAACUGUUCCUUUGCAUCAGGUCAUUCUUGAUGAAGUGACUGAAGAUUCUGUUGAAUCACCCAAACUUCCUAUAUCUCCAAAUCAAACAGACCUGGUUGAACACUCCGGCAUUUCCCAGGAAGAUAAAGAAAUCUGUCCAGCAGAUUCAGUUUCUCUUCAAGCUACUGAACUGAACCAAAUAAAGAAUGAUUCGGUAACUCAAGGGGAUUUUGUAGGGAGCCAAGGAGAUUUUCUGGUGUUAGGGAAAAGUCAGACAUUCUCAAACCCAUUUGAUAUAGAUGGUGUUUCUGAGGGAGGCAAAGAAACCAGCCGGGCCAGUUCAGCUUUGCAGGAAACUAAUCCUGCCCAUCGGUCAAGGCCUGAUGAAGUAUCAGAGUUGCUAGGGAGCCAGGAAGACUCUGCAAUGUCAACUAAAUGUCCUGAAUCUCCAAAUCAAAUGAAUGUGAUUGAAGCGGAGUCCCAGGAGGAAGUCCCCCCGGCUGAGUCGGCUUGUGAACUGGGCCAAGUACAAAACAGUAUGCCGAACAGAGAAGAAUCUGUAGGAAACCAAAGUGAUUCUCUUGUAUCGGCCAAAAUUUUUGUGUCUUCUAAACUAUCAGGUCUCAUUGGGAACUCCUGUGUUUCUCAGGAGGAAAAAGGAACCCUCGAUUCGCUCGAUUCAGCUCCGUUACAGAAUCCGGCCCAACAAACCACUCCUGACGAAGCGACAACAUUGGCUAAGAACCCAGAAGACUCCAUUGCAUCAGCCCCAAGUCCUGUGUUUCCCGAACCAAUAAGUUCGGAUGAGGGUUCCUACACUGACCAGGAAGAGGAAGACAUGAAUGUGUCUGAUACAGAUCCAUUGGAAGCAAGUCACCAAGUAAUUCAAGGGGAACAGAAGACCGGGCAGAUGUCGGAAUUACGGAAUGAUGUUGUAGAAGCUGAAGAAAUCCAGUGCUUGGGGUUGAAUGGCAGUGAGCCUAGUGAUGAAAACGAAAGUAAUGUAAAUGUAUCCGCUGUGGAAGAAAAAGCUUGUGAUGAUAAGCUCAGCCAGGUCUCAGCUGUCGUGUCUGAAGAAAUCAAGUCCUUCCUUGGUGAACUGAUUGACACCGUGAGUGGUUUAAAAGCGGAGAGGGGAGGAGCCUCUUCUAAAGAGGACUCAGGUUUAAAUUGGAUCAGUUCCAUGACCCUGGAGUGCGUGACCCCUCCUGAGAGUGACGACGAGAGCCGUACAACUGACCAGCAUACCACUUCUGACCCCGAAUUGGUGGCAGAUGAACAUUUAGAGAAGCAGAGCACCUUUGUUAACCAAGAGGCAGAGUCGCAAGAGGAGAGUCGGUGCCGUUUGACGUCUUACGAAGGUCUAAGCUCGCAUCGAGUGGCCGGGGUUGAAAGAGAGCCAUUCCAAGAGGAUGAAGCUGAUUUGAUGGCUGCGGAUGUCCUUACAAGUUGCACAGAUAGGGCAGAAUCGGUCUCCCCAAGCCCAGACGGCAAAUUCCAGUUAGCUGAAACAGCGGUAUCCUCAAAGACCAGUGAUUCAGCUAUUCCCUUGUCGCAUGGAGAAGUUGGGUUAGGACCUGCUAGCCAUGAAGUAUCCAUUUCGACAAGGGAGGACAGCCCGCUCAGGGAAGGGGACGUAGAAAUAUUGGCUUGCAUUCCAGGAGGAUGUCUGUCUGAGUAUCCACCAGAAGAAUCUGAUACCCCUUUGCAUGGAGGCCCAAGUGAAGGACAAAACCGGGGGGAUCCUAAAGAUGCUGUGGAUGUACAGUUGGCCAGUGAACAGACAGAGUUGCCUACCAGAGUCUUGGGUCCUAAUAUGGAUAGGGAAGUGGAGUCCCUUUCGGCAGAUGAUGAUCAAGGUCUCUUUGGUGAUGCCUAUUGCAGAAAUCCAUCUGCGAGCACUUGUUAUACAAGAUCUAUCGAUUCUAGAGGAGUUACGGGGGCUACUUACGUCCGUGAUUUGAGUCCGGAGGAAGAGAUCGGUACAAGUGACGACUGGGUGUACUUUGGGAAAAAGACAAGGAUUUUGGAUGUUGAACCUGAGACUAAAUGCUUUGACCGGCCUUUUACGUCCCGAAGGGAUGAUAGACCUGCCCCGCCCUCACUCAAAGCUGGUGGCGAGCAGGGGCCGCUGAAGGAUUAUAUCAACUUUUCCGUCACCAAGAAACACAAGGACAAAACCAGAACUUUUCACCCUUCCAAGAGGGGUGACAGUCUCACGGAAAGGUCGGGAUUAAUAAACUCCUUGAACAGGACUUGGCGAGUCUUGGACGACCCUAUCCAAAGCACGUUAGAUAUGGAGUGUUUGCGUUUUCAUUAUAAGCUAAAGCACAUCUUAGAAAAGAAGCGACCACAACUCUCUACCUCCGGCGAGCUCUUUGCAAAAGAGUUUGCAACUCAGGCAGCCGCCGAAACAUUACCUUUGAGAAAGAUACCCGACGGUCCUCUUUUAAAUCCGCCGCCUCGGAGCAGAAGCCCCCUUCUGAUCACAAUUGUGAAUCCUAGCGCGAGGCGGAGUGCCGCCCGUUGGUACCCUAGAAUCAGCACGCCCGGCGACUCCUUUGGCCCUUCGCCUCUUCUACGGGACUCCUUUAGUAAAGCUGCUAGGUUCAAAAGUAAGGGGCAGGAGCGGCUCACCCCUUUCCACCUCAACAAGUUAACGUACAAUAAUAAGCUAAAAGACUGCCGGGGUGACAUCUCGGUCAUUAUGGAUGAAUUUGCCGAGCUGAGCAGGGUGAUGAAGCUGGACGACAGGCAGACGAGCCACAAAGGGCAAGAUCCCAAUACUACCUCAGAAGACGUUCCGGAGAAAAGAUGCCAGUCCUUGCCCGGAAGGGUGACUUCCUACGAGCACCUCUUCGAUGACUUGUGCAACACACUACAUUUCAGACUUACAAAUGUUGCCAAAGAGGCAUGCAAAAAACCCUAUUCCUUCUACCUGGUGGAAACAGGCGACGAUCCCGUCUUUGGGAGAAUAAAGAACCUGCUGAAAAAAGGGGGUCAUUCGGAGGCCGACCCUCAGCUUUUCUGCAAGGCCGGCCGCCCGGAGACGGACAGGCUAGUGGUGAUCAUUAGGAAUGAGGACAUCUUUCUGCACGUACACAAAAUUCCUUCCCUGCUGCGCCUGAAGCGCUUCCCCAGCGUGACGUUUGCCGGCGUGGACAGCCCCGAGGACCUCUUGGAUCAAACCUACCAGGAGCUCUUCCACAGCGGGGGCUUUGUGGUGUCUGAUGACCAAGUGCUCGAGACCAUGACCACGGGGAUGCUGAAGGACGUGGUGAAAACUCUGGAGCAGCUCAGCGGGCACCGGAAGUGGAGGUGGCUCCUUCACUACAAAGAGACGAAGAAACUGAGAGAAAACGCAAGGGUGGACCCCGCGGCAUGCUCCAAGGACUCGAUCCUCCGGUCCUGCCAAGGGGCCGAUUUCACCGAAGUCCUUCACUACCACCGGUGCGACUCCCGAUCCGCCCCGAGACCCGAGUAUUUGAAUUGCUUGUUGAACUUGCAGGUGCAGAACAUUGGUGCUCGACUGGCCGUCUUUCUGACAGAAAACCCCAGUGCCAGCAGAGAGGCCUUCGAGAGCAAAGGGAUCUUGGUGCUGGAUGUAAAUACUUUUGUCGCGACGGCACAGGACUUGGCGACGUCCUGCAGAAGCAAUUAUUGAUAACCAGGAUGCCUCUUUGACGACCCCGGGGCCAGAUACUGAGCAAGCAAAUUUCUUUCUUUCCUGAAAUUCUACGAAGAGAUGAAUUUGGGUUUGGGGUUUGUUUCCAGUCGUGCACCGCGAAAACCGCCCACGGAGGUGCGACAGGACAGAGUUUUUUCUCCCUCAUCUCCCCCCGCACCCCCCACAAUUCCACGAAUAGGAUCGACAGCUAUUUUAUUUAUGGGCUUUACAGAAGACGUCGUCAUUUAACCACCGCAUGGACCUUCUUACGAAGAGAAAUCCUUAUGAAUUGGUGGUCGGAAGGAUAGCGUUUUAACACACCCGGGUCGUGCAGCUCAGCAGAACUUGUCAUAGGAAAAACAAACAAACACAUACCUGUCUACUUGAAGGUUCAGCACUCACUCACUACUUAGGCCAGCCGUCACACUCUCGGUGGUACAUAAGGGGUGCGAUCCACCUGGAAGUUGUCCCGAACAAGCCCCCACUGCUCUGGGGCGGCUCCUCUUGUGCAAAAGCCCUUCCCAACGGAUUGGGCCCAGUGUACUUGAACUGCAGGCACUCUAGGGUCUGGUUUCUUCUUUUUUUUGUGUGUGCAUCAAAAUAUUUAAUGUUGUUCCUGUGCAAUCAACACUCUCUUUCUUCACUAGUUACUAACUGUCAAGGAGUAGAACCCGCCUCCUUGUACGUAGGCCUCCUCAUGUCCUAUUUAUGGUAUUGCAAUAAAGGUUCCGAAUACAUCGUAGCUCUAACGGCGAGCAAAAGUUAAAAAAAAAAAAAGACGCCUCGGCCGUCACUCUGGAGGCCGUUUUGUAAACUAAUCUUUAUAAAUAAA